GCAGUGCGUUUUCGGUCGGUGGAUGUGUCAGUAAGCGGGUCUUUGACGGGAGAAUUGGCGCAUCUCACGGAGCAGCCACCAGGACAAUCGGGUUAUGAACGAUUCGGCCUUUUUGCAAAAAUACCCUAUGUUUUCCCGUGGAGUGAUGCAAUCACCGUCGGUUGCAUGCAGGACAGCGAUGGGCCAUUGGUAGAUCAUACAGUUGUAUUAUUAUAAACGGGGACGCUCCUCCCGAAGCCAUAUUUGUUUUGUAUGCCAAACUGAGGCAGGGGGUGGAGAGUCGCUACAGAAACAUUGGGCUUUGGCCAAACAUCACCCUGUAUUAGUCCAUAAUUGACGUUUAGUCGUGGGUGUGCGUUCCUUUUCGUGCAAAAUUUCAGAAUUGAGCGAAUUUUGCCAGAGAAAUGCAGCUUGCUUGAGGACACCCCCGAUAUCGGUUGGCUGCUGCUGCCAUGAUUGGCAGAAGUCUCCUCUCGAUCACUGCUUCGCGGGUUGGAGAAGAAGCAGAUUGAUUUGGACCUGGUCUCAGCUGCGGAACUGCCGAUGUCGGAUGUUAUUAUCAGGGGAGCCUGAUCCUGUAAAUAUUAGAAGCGCAAACAAAGAGUAAUUCUGGAAAAACUCAGGGAAAAUGUCUUCUCGUUCUGCGUUACCGUCUGGGAACGACAGGGGCACGGACCAUCAUGUGACCCUGGCUGCCAGCCGCUCAGACAAGGGAACCAGCCUGUCCAGCCGCUCGCUGGGUGCCCGCUGCAGGAACUCCAUGGCCUCCUGCUCUGACGAGACUCCGCACAUCGGCAACUACCGCCUGCUCAAGACCAUCGGCAAGGGCAACUUUGCCAAGGUCAAACUGGCGCGCCACAUCCUGACGGGCAAGGAGGUUGCAAUAAAAAUCAUUGACAAAACUCAGUUGAAUCCAACCAGCCUACAAAAGCUUUUUCGAGAGGUUCGGAUAAUGAAAGGUUUAAAUCACCCAAACAUAGUGCAGCUGUUCGAGGUGAUUGAGACUGAUAAGACCCUUUACCUAAUCAUGGAGUAUGCCAGUGGAGGUGAAGUGUUUGACUACCUCGUAUCUCAUGGUAGAAUGAAGGAGAUUGAAGCCAGAGCCAAAUUUCGACAGAUUGUGUCUGCUGUCCACUACUGCCACAUGAAGAACAUUGUCCACCGAGACUUGAAGGCCGAGAACCUCCUGCUGGACGCCAAUGCCAACGUCAAGAUCGCCGACUUCGGCUUCAGUAAUGAGUUCACGCUGGGCAACAAGCUGGACACGUUCUGUGGCUCCCCGCCCUACGCUGCCCCGGAACUGUUCCAGGGGAAGAAGUACGACGGGCCCGAGGUGGACGUCUGGAGCCUGGGAGUCAUACUAUACACGCUGGUGUCAGGGUCGCUGCCCUUCGAUGGGCAGAACCUCAAGGAGCUGCGUGAGCGCGUCCUGAGAGGGAAGUAUCGUGUGCCCUUCUACAUGUCCACCGACUGCGAGGGGAUCCUACGCCGGUUCCUGGUGCUCAAUCCCACCAAACGCUGCACCUUAGAUCAAGUCAUGAAGGACAAGUGGAUAAACGCAGGGUAUGAUGAGGAUUCCUUGAAGCCCCAUAUAGAGCCUGUUGAGGACUACAGUGAUGCCGCUCGCAUAGAGGUGAUGGUGGGGAUGGGCUUUACUCCCGAGGAGAUCAAGGACGCUCUGCUCAACCAGAAGUACAACGAGGUCACCGCUACCUACCUAUUGCUGGGCCUCAAGAAUGAGGAUGGUGGCGAGUCUCGUUCGGCCAGUACCCAGUCCUUGGCACGGGUUCGGCCCAGCCCCAUCACCAACGGGACCAACAAGCACUCCUUGGCCACUGCAGGCUCCUCUUCCUCCUCUUCAUCCUCCUCACACAGCAAGACCCAGCGUAGCGCUUCCACCUAUCACAGGCAGCGGCGGCACAGUGACUUCUGCGGGCCGUCCAUGCCGGUCAUGCACCCCAAGAGAAGCCCCACCAGCACAGGUGACCGGGAGCUGCGGGAGGGGCGCAUGCCCCCGCGUAAGGCCAGCUGCAGCGUGAUGGGCAGUCGCUCGCUGCCACCCUCCAGUCCCAUGGUCAGCAGUGCCAAUAACCCCAACAAGUCAGAGAUCCCCGACCGCCGAAAGGAGAUGACUGCCACCACGGUGAGAAACAGUGAGAACAACAUCCCGGGAAGUGCCAUGACCCGGCGGAACACAUAUGUCUGCACGGACCGCUCCACCACCGACAGACACUCACUGCUGCAGAAUGGCAAGGAGAACAGCUCCCUGUCCCACCGCCUGCCCCCCACAUCCCCCUCCACCCUGAGCAUCUCUGGGGCCGGGGCCUCCUCCUCCUCUAGUGAGCGCUGCCGUCUGACACGGGGCUCCACCAUUCGAAGCACCUUCCACGGGGGCCAACUGAGAGACCGGGGCCCGCCCGUCUACUCGGCCCCGCCCACCUCCCCCACUCUGUCCCACCAUGACGCAAGUCCCCUGCCGCACGCCCGCAGCCGUGCCACCUCCAACCUCUUCACCAAGCUCACCUCCAAACUCACACGCAGGGUCACAAAUGAACCUGAGGGAAUCUGCCGAUCUGCGGUCACAAGGUCAGUAUAUGUCACAAGUCGCCAUUUACCUGGGCAUCAAAAAGCGUCCGAGCCCCGGGCCGUCGGACGUGGCUGGGAUCUGAGGGGACCUGGGGGGAGGCGGGACCCGGCGGAGGUGGUGCUGGCUCUGCGGGAGGCGGCACGGGGUUGCGGCUGCCAGGUCCACCAUGCCGGCCCCUUUCUGCUCUCCUGCACCCACGGGGCGGCCGGUGGUCAAGUGGCCUUUGAGGCCGAGGUGUGCCACCUCUCCACAGGGGGCAGCGCCGCCAACAAUGAGUCUUCCAACGGGGUGCGAUACACGCGACUCUGGGGGGCACCGCUUGCUUUCCGGGACAUCGCCACGCAAAUCUCAAAGGACCUCGAACUCUGAAUAUAAUGGGGGUUGAGAAGGGUGGAAAGAGAAAUAGAUAAAGGGACUUGGGGCUGCAGAUAAAUACAUUUCCUCCUGUCUCUUACGUGGCUAAAGACCUACCCCCCUCCACACCAGUCUCAACCUAACCACCCAAACCCCCCACGCCACACAGACUCAAGCAUCUCCUCCCCCCAACUUCAUCCACUGGAUCCGGACCAGAGAGAUAUCCAGCUUCAUAUUUUUUAUCGUUAACUCUAGCCAGAAUGACUAUUACUUUUAUGAUUGGUAUCAUUGUGGUUUUUAACCAUCACCACCUCCGAACCGACACUACCGAAAACAUUCUCGAAAACAUUACUUGUGUCUCGCCGUCUUUGAUUGUCUUCUGCGUGUCACUGUAUGUGUUUUUGGUCAUUCUUCUCCCAUUUGAACAUUAAUAUGGAUAGAGUGAUUAUCCAAGGACUUGUCGCCAGUGGACAACAUGCACAAAUAGGGAGACAGUUAACUCAAUGAUUUGACAAGUGGCCUGAAAAGUUGCUCUGUCUUUCAUUGUGUGCAUGGUAUGGGUGGGAUUGAAUUACUGGCAAUGACAGAGGAGUUGACAGACACUUUGAACCAGCCAAUGGUGACCUUCACAUCCAUUUUCCGCUUACAAUAUCAUCAACAGAAUAAAGUAGCAGAUAGGGAUGUUUUCUCGGACACACCAUGAAUCUUUCUCAGUAAGUCUUAUAGCAAAUGACAAAUAUAAACUGGACAGAUAUAGGUUUCAGUUCUGUAGUAUUGUACAACCCACACCGUAAUAAGCUGUUUUGUUAAUGUAUAAGAUCAGGUAGUAUACACUUUGGUACACAUCAUGCUCCAUCAGUGGCAAUAUGAAAACGUAAUCUAUGUAGAUCAAAACUGGUUCAUAGUGCUAUUUUUUCACCUUCAUACCUCUUUAGCUACCUGUUAGCUACCUGUACAUUUGGUUUCCUGCACACACCCUUCCAAAGUAAUUCCAUUGGCACAUUCCUUUUCCUGAGAAACUAUUUUAACCCUCUGAUUGGCUGGGAUCAAUGUCUGUGUUGGAACUGGUCAUUACCAAUAAUCAUAUCAAGCUGUUUUUAAGCAUUUCAUCCCAUACUUCUCAAGAUAUGAUCUAUCCCUUUUACCUUUCUUCAGCGAAGUUGAAUUCAAGUAAUGAAAGAGUUACACAGUUCCUCUGCAUAAAAUAGCCUAACUCAAUGUAUUAUGGCUGAAAGGGUGGCUGGAAAGGAAGAAAAUCCAACCGCGGUUCACUGCAGAACAUUGCGCCCUUGAAUGCCACAUGGCUUUGCCAAAAUGAAAAGCUGUCAGACAUACUAGUGAACCAAAUUUGUAACAGACAAUGUUUGAAGUACAUGAUUAUUUAAGUAUUUGAAAUAUUUUAUUUCUGUGUAUUUGAGUAAGUCGUAUAUGUAUAUAUGUAUAUAUGUAUAUGUAUAUAUAUGUAUAUAUAUGUCUAUAUAUAUGUAUAUAUACAUAUAUACGUAUAUGUAUAUAUACAUAUGUGUAUAUAUACAUAUACAUAUAUAUAUAUAGAUAUAUAGAUAUUUAUAUAGAUAUAUAAAUGUCAUAUUGCUUUCAGUGCAAUGCGAUGCAAUGCAAUUUCGUUUGAUUUCUAUUCCGUGCCAUGCCAAUUUAUCUUCAGCCAUCUCACUACAUUGAAGGUGAACAUCAAAAUCUGUUUUUUUUCUGAGGCAACUGAAACCACCCAAUCCCAUUUCCACUGUUACACACACUGGUGCCUCUACUCUGACACCCUUCAGCAUUUUGACAUUGGUGAACUUCAGAUCAAACUGGUUUUGUCUACUGCUGAUGACUAUCCCACAUGACAAAAUGCUACAGUUUACUAUAGAAUUAUGUAGUUAACUGUAGUAUACUGUAGAAUACUAUACUCCACACUGUAGUAUCCCUCGAUCAUGUGUAGCACUUACUAUAUAAUUUUGUAGUAUACUGUAGAAUGCUAUACUACACACUGUAGUAUCCCUCGAUCGUGUAGUGCUUACUAUAGAAUUUUGUAGAAUACUUAACUCCACAUUUUAGUAUCCAUUGAUCAUGUGUAGUACUAUAGCAUGUUGUAGUAUACUGUAGAAUACUAUAGUAAAUACUACAGUAAUUUCCUCAAAAUACUACAGUACCCGCAAAAAACACUACAGUGUUCUAACUAUAGUAAUUCUAGAAUAUUAAAUUGCAUAUACCUCACCCGUUCCCAUACCCCGUACCCCAAUUUGUGCCACCCAUCAUGUCUGCAAAAACACUACAGUCAUGUCUGCAAAAACACUACAGUAUAUACUACAGUACACUACAGUACACUACUGUCAUGUCUGCAAAAACACUACAGUAUAUACUACAGUACACUACAGUCAUGUCUGCAAAAACACUACAGUAUAUACUACAGUACACUACAGUCAUGUCUGCAAAAACACUACAGUAUAUACUACAGUACACAACAAUCAUGUCUGCAAAAACACUACAGUUGAAUACUAUAGUAAAGUCUGCAAAACGCUACAGUGAAUACUAUAGUAUAUAAAUAUAGUAAUACUAUAGUAUUUUUACCAUAGUAUAUUAAUGUAUUUUUUCAUGUGGGGUCGGCUACUGUGGGUUGUAGGGGAAGUGCAUAGACACGCAGAGGAGUCAUUUAGAGAGACAGAGAGAGACAUAAAGACAAUGUGACUGGGAUGCUGUGUUUUCCCUGUUGCUCCUCUUACAGUAAACCUACAUACAGUAAAAGUACAAUGUUGGAAAAUAAGAACCUCAAAAAGGCUUCCUCACCCUCCUGAUUAGAAUGAAGGAUGUACUGUGAUGUUCAUGUAGACUACAGGGACCAAGAUGUCUGCCUGGUUAUUUACUGUUAACGCUCUCGGUCUCAGUUUUGGCUUUUUGCUCAUGGUGAUUUAACCAGUCAGACCAACGUGAUCAUGUAGGGUUUGAUCUUCAUCACAAGUGUUUUUGCUGUCUGUAUGUCAGUUUGUUUUUGCAAUCCUCCUCCUGUCGUUUAUUUUUUCAAAAACACUCACAACUGUCAUUUGCUUCACAGACACGUUGUUGAAUCAUCUCUUCUGAAUCUCCUUGUGCUGUUUUGUCUGCCCCAUGACAGGAUCCCCUAUAUAGGAGAACAAUACUAGUCCACUACAUUUCACCACCCUUUACAGUACAGACAGACACACUUAUUGACCUGAAGAGGGUCAGUCCUAUGUCCUAUAACAUUGUGGUGUAUAUUAGCAUUAGGUAAUAUAGACCCCAAUGCACUUUGCUUUGACUUGAAUCAGCUCCUUCCAGUGGACCCUAGGGCCAUGCCCAUAAUGAGCCACUGGAUGGCGCCAAUGUCUUAAAUGUGAACACUUCAAUUUGUGGAUAUUUGCACAGGUACUUUUAUUUAUUUUUUAGAUGAAUAUCAUAAUAAAAAAACUGGAUUUAUAUCAGCCAGUUAAUGGCUGAAUAUAAAAUAUAUGAAUAUAGUAUAUAACUUAGCGGUCAAGGUUUAUUUAUAGCUAGAACAAGGGAAGUGCUUCUCGUUUUAAGCAGUUUCUGUCAAUGACAAUAGGGAACAAUACCAACUUGCAAUCCUGCAUGACUUCAGAGUUUGGGUUUUGGGGGUAGAAAAUGUAAUGAUUCACACCCAUAGGUGGAUGCUUUAUGAUAUAAAGAUGCUGUCAGUGUUUCGACAUGAUUAUAGACACAGAGAAACUGUACUGGGUAUUGUCCCUGCCCCCCCCCCCCUAUCACAAGUACAGAUGGCAGAUUUGGGGUAAAUUCCAAUGAUUUGACUCCUUCUAUUACUUAUAGGGAAAUUUAUUCACUUGAUAUUCCUAAAUGUAAUUCACAAAUCUCUGAAUUUCUCUACUGUAUAACAAAAUGUAAAAUAACAGAUUUUUUAAAAUUUUAAUUCCAAUGUGUUACAAUUUUACAAAUGUUUAAAUUGAGACCAUCUCUGAUGGUCAGGCACAUCUGGGGUUGGGUUGGGUUGCGUUCAAGCCAUAGAAACGUCCAUUUAAGUUUUUACAGAAUGAAAGGGAAGCAUCUGGUUGAACAUAUCCAAAGUGGUUGCUAAAGUGAAGGAAAAAAUAGUUUCCAGGUGGAAUACAAACGUAUGAAAUGCAUUUAGAAAAAGAUAGUACAAUGUGUGCUGGUAUGCCUAUAAGAGACUGUCAGUGGUAUAGAUGGUUGUUGGAAACAGUAUUAUGGCCCCAGGGGCUCAGUAUUUAAGUAAUGUGCAUUGUCAUGCUGGAACUGUUUAUUUGUUUUAACCGUUGAUGUAAUAUGCAAUAGAGGCCAAUGAGAUGGAUGAAGAGACACGUUUUGACCUGGACGCCUAAUUCUGUUCACCCAUUGACCCCUUCAGAAACAAACAAUGUGAGAUUGUGUAGCCCAAAGGCCCUGGUGCUUUUGGUCUACAGCGAAAGUGAGAAACAUGGAGCUGACGAGAAAUAAAAUUCACAAAUGUUA
This is a messenger RNA of Oncorhynchus keta (chum salmon), 7402 nucleotides long. RefSeq names its product MAP/microtubule affinity-regulating kinase 4. The transcript is spliced from 17 exons. Gene Ontology annotation, cellular component: cytoplasm. Gene Ontology annotation, molecular function: ATP binding; protein serine/threonine kinase activity; tau-protein kinase activity. NCBI's taxonomy places the organism in Eukaryota, Metazoa, Chordata, Actinopteri, Salmoniformes, Salmonidae. Gene Ontology annotation, biological process: microtubule cytoskeleton organization; intracellular signal transduction; protein phosphorylation. The record is from RefSeq and is a predicted model, not a curated record. Bases 629 to 2956 code for a protein of 775 amino acids.